Messenger RNA from Musa acuminata subsp. malaccensis (wild Malaysian banana), 1666 nucleotides. RefSeq names its product COP9 signalosome complex subunit 1. Gene Ontology annotation, cellular component: COP9 signalosome. The record is from RefSeq and is a predicted model, not a curated record. NCBI's taxonomy places the organism in Eukaryota, Viridiplantae, Streptophyta, Magnoliopsida, Zingiberales, Musaceae.
CACGACUAUUGAUGCAAUGGUUGCGCUAUGGAUACCGUAUCCGACGGUCGAAUAAGCUUGACCGCUCGAGGGAGCAAAAGCUUCGAUCGCAGCACCCGGCGAUUCUGCUAGGGUUUCGUGAAGCAAUCCUGUCCUGGAAUUCGAGGAGAAGGGUGAAAACGAGGGAAGAGACGAUGGACGAGGGCGUCGUCGUCGGGGCACCGAUGGGCCACGAGGCGAUGUGCUCCAACGGCGGCGCCGUGGACGAACCACGCCGGCCGCCGACUUCCAGGGCGGGCAAGGGGGCCGCGGGCGGCGAGCUGAUGGACGUGGAGGCCUAUGCCGCGCUAUACACCGGCCGGACCAAGGUGGCCCGGCUGCUCUUCAUCGCGGAGCGGUGUGGCAACGAGGCCAUGCAGCUGGAGGCCCUCCGCAUGGCCCACGACGAGAUCAAGAAAGCGGAGGACUCCCACCUCCACCGUGAGGUAACGGCCAAGAUCGGCGGCAGGCUCGGCCCGCGCUAUGCCCUCGAUCAGUCCUGGGCGGACACCGUCGAUCGCCGCGCCGACGUCCGGAAGGAGAAGCUCGAGAACGAACUCAAUGGCUACAAGACUAAUUUGAUCAAAGAAAGCAUCAGAAUGGGGUACAAUGAUUUAGCAGAUUUUUUCUAUGAUCAUGGUCAACUUGGUGAUGCCUUGAAGAAUUAUGUUCGUACUCGGGACUAUUGCACUACCUCAAAACACUUAAUCCACAUGUGUUUGAGUGUUAUUCUUGUCAGCAUUGAAUUGGGCCAAUUCAUGCAUGUCUCCAAUUAUGCCAGUAAAGCAGAGCAAACACCAGAACAACUGGACCUUGUAACCCAUUCAAAAUUGCGAUGUGCUGCAGGGUUGGCUUACUUGGAAACAAAAAAAUAUAAGCUUGCAGCUCGGAAGUUUUUGGAAACAGGGCCUGAACUAGGCAAUAACUAUACAGACAUGAUAGCACCACAAGAUGUUGCUAUAUACGGUGGACUUUGUGCACUUGCUUCUUUUGAUCGAACAGAGCUGAAGAACAAAGUCAUUGACAACAUUAACUUCAGAAAUUUUUUAGAGUUGGUGCCUGAAGUCAGAGAACUUAUUAAUGAUUUCUAUGCAAGCCGCUAUGCCUCAUGCCUGGAGUACCUUGAGAAGCUCAAACCAAAUUUAUUAUUGGAUAUCCAUUUGCAUGAUCAUGUUGAAACACUUUACACUGAGAUUCGUCACAAAGCCAUUAUUCAAUAUACACAUCCAUUCAUUUCUGUUGAUCUGCACAUGAUGGCCGGUGCCUUCAAAACUAAUGUUGCUGGGUUAGAGAAAGAACUCAAAGCCUUGAUUACUGAUAACCAAAUUCAAGCUCGAAUAGAUUCCCAUAACAAAAUUCUCUAUGCAAGGCAUGCUGAUCAAAGAAAUGCCACCUUCCAGCGUGCCCUACAAACUGGCGUCGAGUUUGAGAGAGAUGUAAGGGCCGUGUUGGUCAGAGCCAAUCUGAUCAAACAAGAAAGCAUCCUAAAGGCAGCAAAGAAACCAUGAAACUGAGACGCUAACCCAUGAGUGGAGUCUUUAGAUGUACACCUCCUGUGGACGGAUUACUCUUGUUUUUUUUUUUUUUUUUUGUGGCAUUGUACUGUCAAGUCUUUGGUCGAUAUCGGGGCAUUGACAUGUAUUUUGUU